This is a messenger RNA of Epinephelus moara (kelp grouper), 2119 nucleotides long. Its product is annotated as phosphatidylinositol 5-phosphate 4-kinase type-2 gamma-like. Bases 115 to 1350 code for a protein of 411 amino acids. Gene Ontology annotation, molecular function: phosphatidylinositol kinase activity. The transcript has 10 exons. Gene Ontology annotation, biological process: phosphatidylinositol metabolic process. The record is from RefSeq and is a predicted model, not a curated record. NCBI's taxonomy places the organism in Eukaryota, Metazoa, Chordata, Actinopteri, Perciformes, Serranidae.
CACAGACUCCUACUGUAUGAGGCGGACUGCGCGCUGCUUUACAUAGACAGGACGCUACAGAUGACAAGUCAAACCCUGCUCAGGCUCACACACUGAGAUACGCGUAGAGGUGCGAUGUCGUCUCCCGGUGCCACCUCCAACCCUCUCAACACUCUGGCGCCCAAACGGAAAACCAAGAAGAAACACUUCGUGCAGCAGAAAGUGAAGGUUUUCCGAGCCAGUGACCCCGUGCUGAGCGUGCUGAUGUGGGGAGUCAAUCACUCGAUUAAUGACCUGAGUCAGGUGCCUGUACCUGUCAUGCUGCUCCCAGACAACUUCAAAGCCAGCACCAAGAUCAAAGUCAGCAACCACCUCUUCAACAAAGAGAAUCUUCCAGGACAGUUCAAAUUCAAAGACUACUGUCCACAGGUGUUCAGAAACCUGCGAGAGCGCUUUGGAAUCGAGGACCAGGAUUACCAGGUGUCUCUGGCCCGCAGUCCUCCGCUAAAAGACGAGGAGGGGCAGCGCGUGGGUCUGCUGCUGACGUCAUACGACCGCACUUUGGUAGUAAAAGAAAUCUCCAGUGAGGAGGUGGAGGAAAUGCACAACAUCCUUUCUGAGUAUCACCAGCACAUCGUCACCUGCCACGGCAGUACGCUGCUCCCUCAGUUCCUGGCCAUGUACAGAGUCACUGUGGAAAACGAGGACACCUACCUGUUAGUUAUGAGGAACAUGUUCAGCCACAGACUGCACGUACACAGGAAGUAUGACCUCAAGGGAUCCCUAGUGUCUCGUGAAGCAAGUUUUAAAGAGAAGGUGAAGGAGCUGCCCACUUACAAGGAUGUAGACUUCAGGAAUAACAUGCAAAAAGUUUACGUGAGCGAUGAGGAGAGGGAGAAGAUCAUGGACAAGCUCAACAGAGAUAUUGAGUUUCUGGUGCGUAUGAGGAUCAUGGAUUACAGCCUGCUGCUGGGAAUCCAUGAUGUGGAGCGGGCUGAGAGGGAGGAGGAGGAGGAGGAGAUGGAGUCGUCCUAUGAAGAGGAAGAGGAAGAUGAAAACGGCUUGGCUCCCGCUCCAGGAUCCACAUCACCUGAGGGUAUCGGCGGCUAUAUGAACUCCUUUAAGCCCAUGGGUCCUGGCGAGUUCGACCCUUAUGUGGAUGUGUAUGCUAUUCAAAGCGCCGUAGGUGCACCCCAGAGGGAGGUGUAUUUUAUGGGUCUGAUUGACGUGCUGACGCAGUACGACACCAAGAAGAAAGCUGCUCAUGCUGCCAAGGCUGUCAAACACGGGGCAGGAGCAGAGAUCUCAACAGUUCAUCCAGAGCAGUAUGCCAAACGUUUCCGGGAGUUCAUCACUAAGAUCUUUGCAUAGUUCAAUGAUUCAGUGCAGACUACCAUCAUCCUUUCAUACAAGAGGAGCCUCAUUAUGCAAUGCUUAUGUAAUCUUAACUCAACAUUAAGAAGCACUGAAAAUUUACUGUUAAUUUCUGAAUGAUCUACAUGGUUUUUGAGCAUUUUACCCUCCAUAUGAUUCUGUACUGCGAGAUGGACUGUGUGUUUAUUUUGAACGAAGAACUGGAAUUUGCAGAUAAGAGGAAAAGUCUUUUUGGCAACUUGUUGUUUUUAAUGGGUUUUCUUUUGUUUUCAUUUAAAGUUUUGGCAAUACUCCACCCCCGAACACAGUGGGAGGUGGAGAUGAUGAGGAAAACAUAUUUUCUCUGCACAAUAAUUGUAGAAAGUCUCACUUGCUGCUGCUCGGGAGCAAGAUGUAUGUUCUGCUCUUAAAUAUUAAUUUACGACUCCCUUGUCUCCCACCAGUGACAACACUUGACAGCACAAGAAUAAUUUGAGCAAAUCUACAGGGUGUCAAUUAGGAACAAUGCAAUGCUCAUCUCCUUGUCAGCACCAACGUGUGAUUUAAGCUGUUAAGACUGAUCUUAUCUUAAACGAAAUGUUGCCAAAUGCAGAUUUAAAAUAAAUAGCACCAGCAUAACAAUGUGACUGAGAACAGCUGUUAAAAACUGACAGUGGACACAGAUUUAAGAAUUAAAAUUGAAUGAUAUUUCACAGUCUAGCAUGUAUUACAUGAAUAUGUAAAUUCAUUAUGUUGUUUAUCAUUGAAUGUAUUAUCAAUUACAAUA